CUGCUUUUUCUUCUUUAAUCCCUCUCGAACUCUCCCUUCAAUUAAAAUAGAAAACUUGUUUAGGCCUUUUCUUCUCUUUUGCAUGACAACUCCAAACAGGAAUCUACAGUCUAAUCCCCAUAAAUCCAUACCUGUUUCUUUUGAUUCCAUUUUGCUUAAAAUUAAAUUUCACUGCCUGCACUCUCUCAGCCACUAAAAAGACAAAAUUCCCAGGAAAUGAGGUGGGAAAGGCUCCAGCUACAACAAACCCACCUGCAACAAGGAGCUCAGCUGCCACAAGAGAGUAAUGGGCCAGGGAAAAGGUGGGGACAUACCUGCAAUUCGGUUAAAGGAGGGAGAUUUCUCUAUGUUUUCGGUGGCUAUGGCAAAGAUAACUGCCAAACCAACCAAGUUCACGUCUUUGACACUACCAUGCAGACUUGGAGUCAACCAACGAUCAAAGGUACACCACCCACUCCAAGGGACAGCCAUAGUUGUACCACUGUUGGCGAUAAUCUGUUUGUGUUUGGUGGCACUGAUGGGAUGAACCCUCUCAAGGAUCUGCAUAUAUUAGAUACUUCAUCACAUACGUGGAUAUCUCCAACAGUGAGAGGAGAGGGACCAGAGGCACGGGAAGGUCAUAAUGCUGCUCUUGUUGGCAAACGUCUUUUCAUAUUUGGUGGCUGCGGAAAAUCUUCAAAUAAUAAUGAUGAAGUUUAUUACAGUGAUCUUUACAUAUUAAAUACAGAGACAUUUGUAUGGAAGCAAGCAGCAACAUCUGGCACUCCACCUUCUGCACGUGAUAGCCAUACUUGCUCAUCUUGGAAGAAUAAAGUCAUUGUAAUUGGUGGUGAAGAUGGACAUGAUUAUUAUUUGUCUGAUGUACACAUUCUAGAUGCAGAAACUCUUGUAUGGAAGGAGCUCAACACCUCAGGCCAGAAGUUGCCUCCUCGUGCUGGUCAUUCUACUGUUGCUUUUGGGAAGAAUUUAUUUGUUUUUGGAGGAUUUACAGACGCUCAAAACCUGUAUGAUGAUCUUUAUAUGCUUGAUGUUGACACUGGUGUAUGGACAAAGGUGAUGACCACAGGCAUUGGACCUUCUGCAAGAUUUUCUGUGGCUGGGGACUGUUUAGAUCCACAGCUGGGUGGUGUACUUGUGUUCAUAGGUGGCUGCAACAAGAGUCUUGAGGCAUUGGAUGAUAUGUAUUAUUUGUACACAGGACUCACAAGUGUACGAGAUGAACGACGCCUGGAGAAAUUGUCCUUGAGGAAGCAAUUGAAGCUGAAGUGCCAAGAACAAAAUCUUAAUUCUCCUCUGCAUGAGUCAGCUCUUAUUAGAAUUGACUCAAGUGCUGACUUUCACCAGACUGUCCCAACUUAUGUCCAACCAAGCAGAGAGAGUUUGAGAUUCAAUCAAGUGCAGCAUCACCAAGGGAAGAAGACAUUUCAAGCCAAAGUUACUGAAAGUUUCCCACAUGGAUAUACCAUUGAAACCAUCAUAGACGGGAAGCCUUUACGUGGAAUAUUAUUUGCCAACAAGCCUAUUGCCCCCCAGAUGGCUAAUAAUUGUAGUACUAGGAAAAGGCCUGGUGGAGAAAUUGGUAGUGCUACUAUGAAUGGGGACCAAAACAUCAAAUCAAAAACUUCUACAAUCCUCAAGCAGGAUGGAGUAGAUCACAUGCAGCCAGACAACAUUGAUGUGAAGGAGACGACAUCACAUGAACCCAGUACAGAAGCUGCUGGUGCUCCUGAUUUGAAGAAUCUGGCUUCUCCAAAUGUUUCUCAGCUCCAUGAGGUUCCUAAAGACCAAGAUCCAUCUGUAGCACCUUUGAAUUUAAAUGAUGAUAUGAUGGCUGAACCGCCAAACUCAGAUACUGAAUUUUCAAUGAUAUCCAAGGACACUGUCACUUUGUCUGUAAAGCAAGAUGGCAGGACACCAACUGUUGAAGUAACCAGUGCAGUAGGGGAUGACUGUGGGAAAUCAAUUUGAUUGAAGAACAAUUAACCCUUUUUGGAAUGGCUCGACAGAAACCACCGCCUGCCUCUGUACAUUAAGUGACUUUAAAAGGUGGUCAUAGGUGCAUUUGACUGGUGAUAUACAAAUUCUACUCUCUAACUGGUGUGAUCCACCACCUUCUAGUUCUUACAUUUGCCUUUUUGCGCUGACUAAUAGUCUCUUCUAAACAUUAGCUGUUCUAAUACCAUGAUUUGACUAAAGCUAUAAGUAGCUGUGUUUUUGUUUAUAUGAAAUUUGCAAUAUCUUGAUUAGUUACUACUUCAGAUUCAACUACUUACUACGAAGAGAGGAGGGAAAAGAGGUUGCUUAUAAAAAAAAAAACGGUGACUGCAAUCGGGUAUCUUUUUUUAUUAUUAUUAGUUUGUUCUCAAAUUAGCUCAACUGGGGCUCCAAAUAGCUUCAGAAAUGUUUGUUAAUGUCUUUUAGGUUAUAGUUUCAGACUCCACGAAAUUUUCAUUUUCUUUGUAAUUCUUUCUCUGGAAGUAAGUAAAUUAUGGGAUACCUUUUUGUAGAGGUAUCGAUGUUUCUAUUCUUGAUA
This is a messenger RNA of Jatropha curcas, 2533 nucleotides long. RefSeq lists its product as uncharacterized. Gene Ontology annotation, molecular function: protein binding. The record is from RefSeq and is a predicted model, not a curated record. Lineage: Eukaryota; Viridiplantae; Streptophyta; Magnoliopsida; Malpighiales; Euphorbiaceae.